Messenger RNA from Arachis ipaensis, 4791 nucleotides. The record is from RefSeq and is a predicted model, not a curated record. NCBI's taxonomy places the organism in Eukaryota, Viridiplantae, Streptophyta, Magnoliopsida, Fabales, Fabaceae.
AAUAUAUUAUUUAUUCACAAGUUGUUUUAAUUUACCUUGAAAUACGAGAAACACACUAACAAAGUGUUAAACAAAUGAAAGGACAACACCGACAAAGUUGUUUGAAUUUAGUCAUUGCUUUGUUUUGGAAGGAUUCUAAAUGAAAGGACAUUUCCCAUAGCUUCUGUUUGAGAAAAUCCAGAGACUAAAUUACACUGCAAAGUGCGAACCCUUUCCAUAUCCAUCGCCUUUCUUUCUUUCUCAUCUUCUGCUGCACUUGAGAUUCAAUCAUGUCUGCAAAACUUGAUGGUGGAGCGUAUCUCACUUCCUUUGUUGAUGCCGUUUUAGACAAGUUGUCUUCAAUACUUGAAGAUGACUCUGUCCUUGAAGGAAACUACUGUUCCCAGGAGUUGCUUGGAAGGUUGGAGAAAAGUCUGUAUGAGGUUGGACCCGUUCUUGAUGAUGCUGAGCAGAAGCAGUUCACUGACAAGAGAGUCAAGAAGUGGCUUGUUGAUCUCCAAGAUGCUCUCUAUAUGGCCGAUGACUUGCUCGAUGAACUCUCCACUGAAGCCGCUAUCGCUGCCACUCAAACGGAUCCAGGUAACUCUUCUUCCCGGUCUCGUGUUGUUGAUUCAUAUAUUGAAGACAGUAGUGGUAUGGAAAAAAUAGUCGGUACACUAGAGUCUGUUGUAGCAAAGAAAAAUUAUCAUCGUCUGAAAGAGUGCAUCAAGGUGGACAUGUCGUCAUGGAGAACUCCAUCCACAUCUCUCGUUGUAAGUUCUGACAUUUUUGGUCGGGACAACGACAAGGAAGAGAUAAUCAAAUUGUUGCUAGAUGAUGCUUGUCAUGCUGAAUCACCUGUGACUGUGAUCCCCAUUGUGGGUAUGGGCGGAAUAGGAAAAACUACUCUGGCUCAACUGGUUUACAGUGAUGUCCAAGUGGUGAAAAAAUUUGACACUAGAGUGUGGGUGUGUGUAGCUGAAAAUUCCGAUCCUGUUCAUGUUACAAGGACAAUAAUAGCGGCACUAGAUUCCCGUCCUUGUAAUAUGGACAAUUUUGAUUUUCUUCAAUCUGAUUUGAAGGAAAAGCUGAUAGGAAAGACAUUCUUAGUUAUUUUGGAUGAUAUCUGGAAUGAUCAACAAGACACAUGGGAGGAUUUUCUAAGACCUUUUCGGUAUGGGAAUAAUGGAAGUAAAAUUCUCUUAACAACCCGUAGUGAAAAGGUUGCUUCUGUGUUCGUAGCUCCUAAUCGACAUUAUCAACUAAGUUUAUUGUCAGGCAAAGAUUGUUGGUCGGUGUUUUUGAAGCAUUCAUCUGUUUCUACUAAUUCCGAACAAUAUGCAACUCUAGAACCAAUUGGUAAAAAAAUUGUUGAAAAGUGUAAGGGGUUACCUUUGGCUGUGAAGACACUUGGAGGCUUACUGCGCAAUAAGUAUAAUCUAGGGGAUUGGGAGAAUAUACUUGAAAGUGAAAUUUGGGAACUCCCCGAAGAUGAAAAUAAGAUUGUUCCAGCAUUAAGGGUUAGCUAUCACUAUCUCCCUUCACAUUUAAAGCGGUGCUUUAUUUAUUGCUCAUUGUAUCCUGAAGAUUAUCAAUUUGACAAAGAUGAAUUAAUCUUGUUGUGGAUGGCUGAAGGUCUCUUACAACCAAUGGAAAAAAACACAUUAGAAAAUAUUGGUUGUGCAUAUUUUGAUGAAUUAGUUGCAAGAUCAUUUUUUCAACUUUCUAGUGCUGGUGCUGGGUUAUUUGUAAUGCACGAUCUCAUGCAUGAUUUAGCAACGUUUUUUGCUGGAAAAUUCUUUUCCAGAGUCUUUGAAUUUGGCAAUCCACACAUGGCAGACAGCAAAACCCGUCAUUUGUCAUAUAAUCAGGGUCCAAUCUCAAGUUUUCUUGAGGCCUAUAAUGGAGCAAUAUAUAUGAGAACAUUUCUAUGUGUUCAGGCUAAAUCAAUUGAUAUUAAAUGUGAUUUUUGGCCACAACAAUUAAAGUGUUUAAGAGUUUUGUCAUUUCGUACCUUUCAAAUCCUGUCAUUGCCUGAUUCAAUAGGUGAGAUGAUCCAUUUGCGUUAUUUGAAUCUCUCUGGAAUACCUAUUGUCACAUUGCCUGAAUCAUUGUGUAAAUUAUACAAUCUCCAAACGUUGAAGUUGAGUUAUUGUAAGAAGCUGGAGAUGCUUCCUAGCCGUAUGCAAGAUCUUGUGAACCUGCGCUAUCUUGAUAUCAGAGGUUCUGAUUCUUUAAAAGAGAUGCCGAAGGGAAUGAGCCAGUUAAAGCAUCUGAAUUUCUUAAGUGAUUAUAUUGUGGGAAAGCAUGAGGAGAACGGGACAAGAGAAUUGGGAGCACUUGACAACCUUCAUGGCUCACUUUGCAUCUCCAAGUUAGAGAAUGUGAACAACAGCCGUGAAGCUUUGGAGGCGAAGAUGGGUAACAAGAAGCAAAUCAACAUUUUAGAAUUGAAAUGGCGUACAGAAGGUUAUAUUGUUGAUGUUGAAACUGCAAGAGACAUACUUGAGGAGUUACAACCUCACCGAAACCUGGAAGAGUUAUCAAUUAAUGGUUAUAGCGGUGAAAUAUUCCCCGAUUGGUUGGGCCUUUCUUCCUACUCCAAUGUAACCAAACUGAUUCUGUUGAGUUGUAAGAAUUGCCGUCAGGUUCCUUCACUGGGACAGUUACCGUCUCUGCAGCAUCUGGAGAUAUGUGGACUUGAUGGGUUGGAGAGAAUUGGUGGUGAGUUUUACAACAACGCUGAAUCAUGUCAUCAGGGCACACCCUUCAGAUCUCUUCAAACUCUGGAAUUUCGGAGAAUGCGUCGCUGGCGAGAGUGGCAUCUUCCUAAUGACUUUGAUGGAUUUCUGAAACUUAAAAGGCUUUUAAUAGAAGAGUGUCCGGUGUUAAGUGGAGAUCUGCCAGCUCACCUUCCGGCUCUGGAGGAACUUACCAUUUAUAGAUGCGAAGAGCUUGCGUGUUCACUUCCCAGGGCUCCCAAGCUUCACCAAUUAACUGUAGAUGGUUCUAAGAGUUUUUGGUCUGCGGGACCGCAUGACGUAGUAAUUCUCGAGACUAAGCUGGCGAAGUAUGUAGUGGAGUGGCUACCCCACAUCCAAUCGCCGUGUCUCCAAAAUUUGUUGAUCGAGGGGUGUGAGUCAGCAAUAUCAAUUUCAGGAGAUUAUUUGCCCGAUUCAUUCCAAUAUCUGAGAAUCCAGGAUUGUUCAGAAUUAACAUUCUCAGAGCCACUGCAACACAUGUCCCUAACGGAGAUAUAUAUUGACAACUGUGAUUCACUGACCAUGUUUCCAUUGGGGGCCCUUCCAAAUCUCAAGGAACUCACAAUAUUGGAGUGCCCCAGUUUAGUAUCCUUGCCGGGACUAGGCUUUGCUGCGCCCCACCUAGAGGAACUGUAUAUGCGGGAUUGCCCAGAAAUGGAUUGUUUUGGAGAGGAGUGCCUCCCGCCGAGCUUGACGACUCUUGUGAUCUGUAACUGCCAGAAAGCAGAGAGGUGGAUAACAUCAAACGGUUUGCAGAGUGAAGGCCUUACCGAUCUUUUCCUUUCCUUUUGGAAUGAAGUUAAGGGGUUCCCAGGAGAGGGUUGCCUUCCUGCUUCCCUCAAGUAUCUACAAUUGUCGUACUUUUCAAAUCUGGAGACGCUAGACUGCAAGGGCCUUCACCAUCUCACCUCCCUCCAACAAUUAAGAAUUGAAGAGUGUCCAAAGCUGGAGAAUAUCACACAACAAAACCUGCCUGCCUCCAUAUCAGAACUCCACAUCAAGGGAAAAUGUCCAUUGGGGAGUAAGCUGGAAGAGAUGAACGACCCACGGAUUCAAUACAAAAGAGGGCGGUUCAUGUUAUGAGUCAGACGCAGAUUAUGAGUCGUCUUGAUUCUGAUUUCCCACUUUUUGUGCACCAUGCAAGGAUUUCGUCUAAUAUACAUGGAAGAGUUCAUGUAAUAAUAAGGUCCUUGCCAAUGGAGGUAGCUUUCUUGCCUUCCUUCAAUUUCCGAAUCUAUUAUCCCUUGUCAGCACUGGAAGAUGGGACCACAAGCCACAAGGGCCUUCAACUCCAGAGCUCCCAAGAGUUAAUGCCUAUUCUUAGCAAUGAAUUCACCAUUCUUUUUCCAAGUGAAAAGAGCAGUUUGGGAAUGCUUCUCCAAUGAUUGUUGGUUGAUAGGAUGAUGUCUUUAUCAAUUUGUUUUCGGCUGAGAGUUUAAUGUUGCAAGAAAUACAUAGAUAUGGUAAUGCAAGCAUUCAAUGAAAACCAGUUUAAGGUGGUUGCGGUUUGAAGCAUGUUGUGAGUGCCUGGCACAGCACACACUUCAUCCAUUUUAGAUGGGUUUCUCAUUAUCCAGACCCUGAAUUUCAAUAUGGCUUUUUUCUUUAGAAUUGCUGAAUCUAUGACUGGGACUUCCCUUCGUUCAAGUUUCACGGUCAACCAUCUCUGGUUCCCACUUUGGAUUCUUCCUUUUUUCUUCCCCAAAAAAAUGGAUGGUGAAAUCCACCGUUGGACAAUUGUUCCCUUGAAAGCUAAACUGAUAUGGGAGCUCAACACAAUAUGAAGACAGUGUUUCUCAACCCAAGGUGGAAAAGGAAGGCUGAGGCGUCAAGGUUGCUUAUAGCUGAAUGCUUACUAUAAGCAAAUGGAAGAAACUUGACUAUGGAAGCAAGAGAAAUGAGGAGCUCUUGCAUUGAGUGCAUUGUGUGAUUAAUGGCACACAAUCCAUUCUUAGACAAUAGAUCAAAACAUUUUAAAUAUCAGAUUCUUUUUUAUUUUAUUUCUUUGUGAGAGGGAUAAAAUCAUUAAGAAUAAAUUGUUUUUGUCUCA